AUGAGAAUCGUUUUCUUGAUCAUACUAGCUUUCCACAGGUACUUCAUCCUUGCCGCCAUCACCUUCAAACUCGAAAUGAAGCCCGAUCCGACCCCAGAGGAGCGCGCUGCUUAUCUUGCAAUUGAAAAGGCCAUGACAUCAGCCGUGAAGCGUUAUCAAAAAUAUGUGGACGUCAAUACAACCAUAACGGUCAAGUAUAUGCCAGGUGUCAAAACAGCAGAUGCCGCUCAUGAUGCACGCGAAAUCCGGUUUGGCAGCCACCAAGAAUAUUGGAACGAACGAGUCGCACUACACGAGAUUGCGCAUAUUUUGGGUGUUGGUUGGCAUGCAUUUGAUGAGAGAUGUAAAAAAAAGACUUGGACGGUGGCCACAAAAGUUCUUCGACAAUUUUCAAAGGAAAAAAAUGACGCCGAAGUACAUUGCGGGGGAGGACAUUUCUGGCCCUACGGCCUGAACUACCCAAAAGAGUUUUCUGAGACAAAUGCAGAUCGACAUUGCCAGAUGAUCAAGGCAAUGAGAGAUGAUGGGAUGCACUGA
Molecule: messenger RNA, 537 nt
Organism: Melampsora larici-populina 98AG31
Lineage: Eukaryota; Fungi; Basidiomycota; Pucciniomycetes; Pucciniales; Melampsoraceae
Exons: 1
Coding region: 1-537 (178 amino acids)
Source: RefSeq, a predicted model, not a curated record